GCGUGUGUGUAUAUAUAUAAACACAUAUGUACUGUAUUCAGCUGCAGCGCGGGGGCGGCCCACGGCAUUAGAAGGCGCCGGAAGUGUCCGUGUCGAGGGGCGGCGGGAGAGGAGCCACUAAAGCAAGCCAGUCAGCGGAGCUAGGCGCAGCGGUAAGACUCGUGUCCGCCGCGUCCCGAGUCCCCGGCCCAGCCGGGCUUUUCUCUUCGGCCAGACAUGGACUUCAGGGAAAUCCUCCUGAUCGCUUCCAAAGGACAAGGUGUCAACCAUGUACCGAAAAGGUAUAGUUUGGCAGUGGGGCCUCCCAAGAAAGACCCCAAAGUUAAAGGUGUCCAGUCGGCAGCUGUGCAGGCUUUCCUUAGGAGGAAAGAAGAGGAGCUUAGACGGAAAGCCUUAGAGGAGAAAAGGAGGAAAGAAGAGCUAGUGAAAAAGCGAAUUGAGCUCAAACAUGACAAGAAAGCAAGAGCUAUGGCCAAGAGGACAAAGGACAAUUUUCACGGUUACGACGGGAUUCCUGUUGAGGAAAAGUCAAAGAAGAGGCAGGCAGUGGAAAGCCGCCUGAACCAGGGAACUGACCCAGAGUUUGAGAUGGAGGAGGAGGAGGAGGAGUUCCUAGACUACAGUCAAGCUGAGUUGGAGCAGGAAUAUGAGGAGGAGCCAGAGCCUCCCAAAGCUGAAAGCAAACCAAAGGCCCCCCUUAAAAGUGCCCCUCCACCCAUGAACUUCACUGACUUACUGAGGUUAGCUGAGAAGAAGCAGUUUGAACCCGUGGAGAUCAAGGUCGUGAAGAAAGCAGAGCAGCGGCCCAUGACUGCUGAGGAACUUAGGGAGCGAGAGUUUCUCGAACGGAAGCACAGGAAAAAGAAACCCGAAACAGAUGCCAAACUACCUCCGCCUGUGUCCAAAAGGGCACCGUCUCAUAAAGACAGCGUGGGCACAAAACCCAGCAAGGGUUCUGCGGACAGGCAGCUUUCUUCCAAAGGAUCGCCCUUUCCUCAUGCUGAGAAGAAAUCCAGACCCAGCACAGCCAAUGAAAGACAAGUAGCUUUGUCUUCAUCCAAAUCCACGCCGGGAGAGAGGACCAAGGCAGGAUCUGGCAGUAGUUCCCAACCCUCACUUCGGGAAGGUCACAACAGACCUGUCCUCAAUGGGGCUGGAAAGCCUCACCCCAGCACCUGUUCACCAAGUGUCCCAAAGACUUCUGCUAGUGGGACUCAGAAAUCUGCUUCUGAGCACAAAGCCAAAAAACCUCUUCCUUCUCAUCCCAGCCAUUCCAAGCCUGGCCCCACAGUUCUCUCGCACAACAAAGCUAAGAGUCCAAGUAUCAGACAGCCAGGCAGCAACUCUGGCUCAGCUCCUGGGCGACCUAGCCCAGGGACAGCUCGGCCUACAGUUAGUUCUGGCGCUAUGCCCAGGCACCAGAAUGGCAGCUCCAGGUCAGGACUUGAGCAGUCAGUCAGUGGGAUCAGAAAGCUGGCCAGCAAUGCACAUCCCUCCGGACGAACAGUCAAUGGCACAAAUGGGCCUGGACGACCUGCAGGCAGCUCAACUGGCCCUGGGCGACCCCUCAGUGGCCCUAGUGUUUCUGGGAGACCUGUGAGCAGUUCUGGAGGUCCUGGGAGGCCUGCCAACAGUCCCCAUGACAUUCGACGACCAAUGAGCAGCUUAGGCUCCCCUGGGCAGUCAGUCAUUGGCCCUGGGAGAUCCAUAAGUGGUUCCAUUCCAACUGGACGAGCUGUCAGUUCAGGUCCUGGAAGACCAGUGAGCAGCUUAGGACCUGGACGAACAGUUAGUAGCCCAGGCCUCCCCAUAAAACCCAAGUGCACUGUUGUCUCAGAAACAAUUUCUUCUAAGAAUAUUGUUAGUCGGUCAAGCAAUGGACAGAUAAAUGGAAUGAAGCCUCUCCUGUCGGGCUACAGAUCUGCCCAAGGUCCUCAAAGGCUCCCCUUCCCUACUGGCUACAAAAGGCCUCGAGAGUAUGAAGAAGAAGAAGAUGAUGAAUAUGACUCAGAAAUGGAUGAUUUCAUCGACGAUGAAGGAGAACCUCAGGAAGAAAUAUCCAAGCACAUUCGGGAAAUCUUUGGCUAUGACCGGAAAAAGUAUAAAGAUGAAAGUGACUAUGCCUUACGUUACAUGGAGAGCAGCUGGAAGGAGCAGCAGAAGGAGGAAGCCAAGAGUUUAAGACUAGGUAUGCAAGAGGACUUAGAAGAAAUGAGACGUGAAGAGGAAGAAAUGAAACGUCGAAAGGCCAAGAAGCUCAAGCGCCAUUAGCUGCUGCUGAAUUUGUGAAUUUUGGGUAUUGCUGUAAGGAUUUCCUGCCUUCAGACUGAACAAGCCCCUUAUCAGUUUAGAUUUACACAUGAGCACUCAAGAGGAAGGAUGAAGGAAAGCAUACUGUCAUUUGCAGGCUAUCAUUUGAGUAUACCAUGUUUUCAAAUAGUCCAGGUGGAAUCUGUAAUACAGAUGAUACGAUGCUUGCCUUGUGCCCUGAUGAAGUUAACCAUUCACAGGUGCCGGCUUUGAUCCUGUUGAGCUAUGCACGCUAAUGUGGGGUCACUCACCAGUCUAUUGGUCUUUUAUUGUUCCUUUGCUACUUUAAAAGGAGAAAAAGAUUGAUGUGUGAGUAGGGUACUACCCAGAUCCCAGUCAGACUUGUCCUUAUGAAGGGCCCAGCCCUUCUGUGAAUGCUGCCAGCAAUAAAGUGACCUGUCCGA
Molecule: messenger RNA, 2714 nt
Organism: Peromyscus eremicus (cactus mouse)
Lineage: Eukaryota; Metazoa; Chordata; Mammalia; Rodentia; Cricetidae
Gene: Spty2d1
Product: SPT2 chromatin protein domain containing 1
Exons: 6
Coding region: 217-2271 (684 amino acids)
Biological process (GO): regulation of DNA-templated transcription; nucleosome assembly
Cellular component (GO): nucleolus
Molecular function (GO): histone binding; DNA binding
Source: RefSeq, a predicted model, not a curated record